CCCCGCCUCGCCCCGCUCCGCUCUCCCCUCGCAGCCCCGCAUGCAAAUCUCACCCGGCACCAGGAAGUCGAGCCCCGCGGCCGAGAGCCAACUGCCGCCGGCCCCGCCAGGUUCCGCCGCCGGCCGAACCCCUCUCCCGGCCGGCGGGACAGCGGCGCCGCGCCCCGCGGGCAGCCACUCCGCCGCACCGGCACGCCGCCGGACCCCCGACACCCCGCCCCGCGCCCCGCCGGUAGCCGUGGAGUUCGCUCGCUGCCCGUUCAACUUUCGCACCCGGGAAAGAAAUAUGGGAUGUAUAAAAUCAAAAAGGAAAGACAGUCUGCAUGGAGAUGGGCUAGAUUUGAAGAAUCAACCAGUACGUAAAACUGAACGAACUAUUUAUGUGAGGGAUCCAACGUCCAAUAAACAGCAAAGGCCAGCAAAUCAAGAAGUGCAACUGUUACCAGGACAGAGGUUUGUCAGUGAAGAAACAGAGGAACAUGGAGUCAUUGUGAUAGCUUUGUAUCCCUAUGAUGGCAUUCAUGAAGAUGACUUGUCCUUCAAAAAAGGAGAAAAGUUGAAAGUUAUUGAGGAACUGGGAGAAUGGUGGAAAGCAAAAUCUCUUACGACAAGGAAGGAAGGCUUCAUUCCCAGCAACUACGUAGCAAAAGUAAACACCUUGGAAACAGAAGAAUGGUUCUUCAAAGACAUAACCCGAAAAGAUGCUGAAAGACAACUCCUGGCUCCUGGAAAUGGUCCUGGAGCUUUCCUUAUCAGGGAAAGUGAAACAUUAAAAGGCAGCUACUCUCUCUCCAUAAGAGACUAUGAUCCACAGCAUGGCGAUGUUAUUAAGCACUACAAAAUUAGGAGUCUAGACAAUGGAGGAUUUUACAUCUCUCCAAGAAUAACUUUUCCCAGCAUCAAUGAUAUGAUCAAACAUUAUCAAAAGCAAUCAGAUGGCUUAUGCAGAAAGUUGGAAAAAGCUUGUAUUAGUCCCAAGCCUCAAAAACCAUGGGAUAAAGAUGCAUGGGAAAUUCCACGGGAAUCAAUUAAAUUAGUGAAGAAACUUGGAGCUGGUCAGUUUGGAGAAGUCUGGAUGGGUUACUAUCAUAACAGUACGAAAGUGGCUGUGAAGACUCUGAAGCCUGGAACAAUGUCUGUGCAAGCCUUUCUGGAGGAAGCCAACCUCAUGAAAACACUUCAGCAUGAUAAGCUCGUUAGGCUUUAUGCUGUAGUAACCAAAGAAGAACCUAUAUAUAUUAUAACAGAAUUCAUGGCUAAAGGAAGUUUGCUGGAUUUUCUGAAGAGUGAUGAAGGAAGUAAAUUGUUGCUUCCAAAGCUAAUCGACUUCUCUGCUCAGAUUGCAGAAGGGAUGGCAUACAUAGAAAGAAAAAAUUAUAUCCAUCGAGAUUUGAGGGCAGCGAAUGUUCUGGUUUCGGACUUACUGAUGUGCAAAAUUGCUGAUUUUGGACUAGCAAGAGUCAUUGAAGACAACGAAUAUACAGCAAGGGAAGGUGCAAAAUUCCCUAUUAAAUGGACAGCACCAGAGGCAAUUAACUAUGGAUCUUUCACAAUAAAAUCUGAUGUGUGGUCAUUUGGGAUUCUCCUGUAUGAAAUUGUUACAUAUGGAAAGAUUCCUUAUCCAGGUAUGAGCAAUUCAGAUGUGAUGGUUGCUCUGCAGCGUGGGUAUCGAAUGCCACGCAUGGAAACCUGUCCAGCUGAGCUUUACGAUAUCAUGAAAACGUGCUGGAAAGACAAAGCAGAAGAGAGGCCAACAUUUGAUUAUCUACAGAGCGUGCUUGAUGACUUCUACACAGCAACAGAAGGGCAGUAUCAACAACAGCCAUAGAACAAAGAACAUUUUUUCUGUUGACGUGGAUCAUUGGCACAGACUAUUAUUUGAACAGACUGGUCAAACCAAUUACUUCAAGUUUGGAUGUCUUAACUGAGUGUGGAAGCUGAAAUGCGGAAGGGAAGCAUACUUCUGCAGAGAAAUAAUCAUGGUUUUAUUUGGUUAGAACAGUUCCUCUAAAGAUCGAAGUUCUCCUUAAAUGCUCUGUGUUUUGCAUCCACAGAAACAUCCCGAACCAAGCAGGCUUUGUGGGGUGGGGAGGGAGGAGGAAAGCGAUCGCGCACUGGUACAGUUUGACGACGACUUCUUAGGAUCUAAGUCAUGGAAUACAUUACACAGAGACCUUUAUAAAAGGGGUGAGAGGAUGCAUGAACAGCUGUUUUCAAAAGAAAGAGUCAUGAAGGAGAACUUACAGAUGUAAGAUAUAGUGAUGUUCUUAAUCUUAUUUGAAAUACAGUAUAUUGCAAAAAUCAUUUUUAUAUCCUCCUUAUUUCACAGUAGUAGUGGGAGUACUGUUACCUCUUGUAAGACUUUCUAAAUUGUGUCAUAAUUUCCUUUAAGGAAGGGUUAUGUAUGUAAGUAAUUAUUUACACUGAAGAUAAUUCUGCAUUACUGCUGUAUUACUCAAAUUAAAAAUCAUUUUCAACACAUCGCACAGCCAUCACAGAAGCAGAAGUGCAAUAUGACCACACCCGAUGGCAGAAGCAACAGCACACCUAGCUCUGUAUCCAGCCUUCAUGUUCCCACAAGGCCAAAGUCACCACCUGAAGUCCAUGGGAAAGCACAGGAUUUUGAAGGAAGUUAAUACUUUUGUUGCAGUUGUUGAGACUGCUCAGUGAAAAUAUAUUCAUCUUACAUUUUUAAUCAUCUGUGAUUAUUAAAGCAUAUUCCUUAUAUUUUUGCUGCUUUAAUCAACUAACCUCAAAUCUAUUUUAAAGCUAAAACUAGCCCUAGCACUAUCAAAACCAAUUUGUGGAAAUAUGCAAUGGGAUAUCAAGUUACAGUGCAGUGACACUAUAGGUUUGUUGCUCAGUAUAGAAAUCUAAUUCAUAAAAGUGAAUGCAGUUUCCUAAGCGGCACAUAUAGAAUUGUUCCAUCAAAUUGCAAACAGCUGAGCUAGUGCAGUUGCAAUGUAACUACACCAUAGAUUAUUCUUUUUUUUUUUUCCUCCCCCCACCCCAUCCCCUCAAGGGACACUGGUUCUUACAGCUGAAACCUGGUAGACCUUUGCCACCCCUCAGCCCAAUUAUUUAGGCAACGGUACUCUGCAGAAGCUUAAAUCCCUUUCGAUAAAGCCUCAGUAUGCCUGCAGUUGAAGUUCAACAGCAUAAAUAUUCAUUGCUUUUCUUUUCCAUUGGCUUCCUUCAGUCAAACUGUGCAGUUUAAGCAGCCUGUCAGCUAAAUAUGUAAAUAGUUUCUAUUGUAUUUCUGUGAUUUUUAAUUUUAAUAAACACUUAAUCUGAA
Molecule: messenger RNA, 3295 nt
Organism: Phalacrocorax carbo (great cormorant)
Lineage: Eukaryota; Metazoa; Chordata; Aves; Suliformes; Phalacrocoracidae
Source: RefSeq, a predicted model, not a curated record